Lachancea fermentati is the source of this 2151-nucleotide messenger RNA. Lineage: Eukaryota; Fungi; Ascomycota; Saccharomycetes; Saccharomycetales; Saccharomycetaceae. The record is from the annotation of a GenBank genome assembly.
AUGUCAGACUCCGAUUCGACCGCAAGCCCCACGCGCCAGCAGUCGUCCCCGCUCCCAGUCCACGAGGGCAACAUGCGCGCCCAGAGCUUCAAUGACCAGCACAAAGAGCCCAAUCUCACGUCGCUGCCCCACAAAAAACCAGACAUCUACCAGUACGACAUCGACCCCCCAGACACAGACCGUCUGAAGGGCGGCGGCGUGGGCAUGCUCUACCAGGACAGCAACGCGUCCGUGCACUACCACGGCUCGGACGGCGGUGCAGACCACUCGCAGAUCAUCCCGCCCGGCUACAACGACCAUCUGCAAGUCAAAGACACCUUUCUCACCGGCCGCGCUCUGCUCUACUUCACGUCCGUGUUCGUGUCGCUCGGCGUGUUCCUGUUCGGCUACGACCAAGGUGUCAUGUCCGGCAUCAUCACCGGCGUGUAUUUCAAGGACUACUUCAACGAUCCGUCGCGUGCGGCCAUCGGUAACAUGGUGUCGAUCCUUGAGAUCGGCGCGCUCGUCAGCUCCCUCAUGGUCAGCCGUCUGGGCGAGAAAUGGGGCCGCAGACGCACGAUCCGCUACGGCUCCUUCGUGUUCAUCCUGGGCGGCCUCAUUCAAACGCUCGCCGCCAAGAUGUCCCACCUGGUCUUCGGCCGCAUCGUCAGUGGUCUUGGCGUGGGCCUCCUGAGCACCAUCGUCCCGAUCUACCAGUCCGAAAUUUCGCCCCCUCACAACCGGGGCAAACUGGCGUGCAUCGAGUUCACCGGCAACAUUAUCGGCUACUGUUCCAGCGUGUGGGUUGAUUACGGUUGCUCCUACAUCAACGGAAACGCCUCUUGGAGGCUCCCGCUCUUCAUCCAAUGUAUCAUGGGCUUCGGUUUGCUAGCUGGCUCCUUCAUCAUCGUCGAGACGCCCCGCUGGCUGCUCAACCACGACCACGACGUCGAGGGCCUAAUUGUCAUUGCCGAUUUGCAUAGCGACGGGGACGUGCAAGAUCAAAGGGCUCGCGAAGAGUUCCAAGCCAUCAAGGAAACCGUCCUGGUGUCGCGACUCGAAGGAGAAAAGAAAUCCUACUCCUACGUUUUCAAACGUUACAGAACACGCAUGCUGAUUGCCAUGAGCUCCCAAAUGUUCGCGCAAUUGAAUGGUAUCAACGUCAUCUCUUACUAUGCGCCAAUGGUUUUCGAACAGGCAGGCUGGGUCGGCCGUGAGGCUAUUCUCAUGACAGGCGUCAACGCUGUCAUCUAUGUGAUCUCGACAAUCCUGCCUUGGCAUCUGGUCGAUAAAUGGGGUCGCAAACCCAUCCUGUUACUAGGUGCCAUGGUCAUGGGGUUGGCGUUGGUCUCCAUAUCCGGUUCUCUGUUUGCAAAUGUCCCCGCAACGCCAAAACUCGUGGUUGCGUUUGUCAUUGUCUUCAAUGCAUUUUUCGGUUUCAGUUGGGGCCCUAUCCCAUGGCUAUAUCCUGUCGAAAUCGCUCCUCUAUCGGCUAGAUCCGCCAUGGCGUCGUUAUCCACUGCGACCAACUGGUUGUUCAAUUGGCUUGUUGGUAUAAUGACUCCUAUUUUACAAGAGAAAAUCUCAUGGCGCUUAUACCUCAUUCACGCCGCAUCAUGUUUCUUGUCCUUUUGGUGUGUCUUACGUGUGUAUCCAGAAACUGCAGGCUUGCGGUUAGAAGACAUGGGCUCUGUUUUUGAUGACAAGUCAUCCACUUUCAGUUUCCAUGGAACCACCACUGGAGUAGACUUAGAGAGCGCCUCCAUGUCUAAUACAAGUGCCAAUCCAUCUCAGGCGCGUAAACCUCUAAGCAGUCAAGCACCAACGCUCUCUGUAGGAAACCCCAUGGGAGGUCAAUCUAACGCCGUACUAAGUCAAUCGUUGACUAAUGGCAGCAGUCACAGUAUAAGGUCCAAGAGAAGCACUUUAAGCGCGAAUUUACUAAGUGCCGAAUCUCUGGAACCGCCCUCAUUGGAGGAAGUGCUUCAAUUCAAAAACCAGCAGGGAAACAAACAGGAUUUGAAGAAACUGGUGAGAAGGGGAUCUGAAACUGUCAACCUCAUAUAUGAUAAAGUGGUUGCCCUGGGGAGACGUCCACAAGAUCAAGAAUACGGAACUAUCCCCGAUAAUGAAGCUGAGGCAUCUGGCUCUGCUGUAAAUACGUCACAAUGA